UAUUCUUCCUCUUUUCAGUUUCCCAAAAGCUGCCGUUAUCUACCACGUAAUUCACCGAAUGGGGUGUACAAGAUACGACCGCUGCCAUACGUUAAGCCUAUUGAAGUGUACUGCGAGAUGUCCAUCUAUGGCGGUGGAUUCACCUUUCUUCCUCGAAGCCUAACUAGAGCACCACAUGCCUACAGGAUUGUAAAUGUACUUUUUCGAGACAGAAGAAACGUCUUGCUGAAGUUGCAGAAAAAAGUUGGUCUCAGUGAGUCAUAUACCCUGAUCCAGCCUCAUCCUUACUUCACCAGAACGAUGUUUGGGGUGAGGGUCAACAGCUACCACGGUUACACUAAACCAGUCAACGCUUUCAUGAGAGAUUACAUUUUUCUCAGAAUAAUUCCAGCAUACAAGGCACGCCACCGUAAUGUCCAAGGCUUCAAAUCCAACGGACACAAAAUCCAGUUUAGAAAUUGCGAUGCCAAUCCCAACAGCUAUUUUGCAUUCUUUCCAAACCACAAUAUGCAAACUCCCAGUAACUAUGGUGCUAGCUGGCAUAUCUACGAAACAAGCCGCAUAGCGGUAGACUGGCGCUCCAAAGCAAUUCCCAUCACCAAUCCUGUUCGCACCAUGCCGAACGAGUUCUUUUUCUUGACGGAGCUGCAUUUUGGUGGUUGUGGCACCUACACCUCCAGUAACCGCUGGUUCAAGUUUGGCUUUCAAGCCACCGCCAUUGGAAUUCGCUAA
Porites evermanni is the source of this 732-nucleotide messenger RNA. Lineage: Eukaryota; Metazoa; Cnidaria; Anthozoa; Scleractinia; Poritidae. The record is from the annotation of a GenBank genome assembly.